Messenger RNA from Phascolarctos cinereus (koala), 844 nucleotides. RefSeq lists its product as uncharacterized. The record is from RefSeq and is a predicted model, not a curated record. NCBI's taxonomy places the organism in Eukaryota, Metazoa, Chordata, Mammalia, Diprotodontia, Phascolarctidae.
AUGGGUCAGAUGCAGUCUGCACUCCUGGGAGUCAGCACCCAGUUCUGUGAGUGUCACAGAUCCAUGGGGAUCCUAAUCCUCCCAACCUCGGGCCAAAAAGAACUGGGCGGGGGGUGGGGGAUAAAAAGGUGGGGUUACCUAAGAGGAGAGACUCGCUGUGUGCCCCCUCCCACUGAAGGCGCCCCCUCCCUCUCUGGUUGUGGAGGUCUUCGGGUUAUUCCCCGAAAUUCUAUCUUAUCCGAAGGGCCCUGGGAGGCUAGGGGCAGGGACAGCUGCAUUUCUCGCAGCGGGCCACUAGGAAGCUUGCCGGCGCCUCGCAUUCUCCUCCUUCUCCCGCCCCAGUCGGAGCCAGAGCCGGAGCAGGAGCCCGGGAUUGCACCGCGUUCCCCAGCGCCGCGUCCCAGCACCGCCACCCCAUCCCGCCCGUGGCUUUCCAGUGCCACGAGAGGAGGGACUCUCACUCCAUGUAGGAGACAGGAAGGAGAGUGGAGGAGCGCCCCUCGCCUGUCUUGGGGCUCAGCUCAGGUGUCACCUGCUCCAGGAAACCUUCACGGAUUCUCUCUGGGUGGAAAACAUUAUCAGGUUCGGGUUAAACAUGUCACAACAUUCAGGCUGACAGUCAAGGCAUCACUGGAUAAUCCUACCUCUCCCAUCACCUCAUCCUCAGAACUGGAUGACGCCAAACACCCAGGACAACUCCCUGAGGGCCACUUCACAGCAUGACCACUUAGCCUCCUGACUGGGAGGCCCCGCCACCCCCCCCUGCCCUGUUCCCACCUCCCCACCCCAGGUGGUGAGGGAGUGAAAUUUCAGAGCAGUGGGGGGUGGCAGCAGUGGAGGUGGG